AUGUGGGGGUACGCGGUGUGGCGGCGCUGCCCACGGGGGCUGCGGCGCGGCCGGGAGGCGCUGCUGGCGCUGCUGGCGCUGCUGGCGAUGGUCGGGCUGGGCUCGGUGCUGCGAGCGCAGCGCGGGGCCACGGCGGCUGAGUCUGAAAUCUCGCGUACCAGGCGCUCCGGCCGGCGCGAUCCGGUCCUGCCGCGGCCUCCGGUGCCCGAGGAUGCUCUGGGCGCGGGGGGCGAGGCGGUGCGACUGCAGCUGGAGGGCGAGGAGCUGCGGCUGCAGGAGGAGAGCGUGCGGCUGCACCAGAUCAACAUUUACCUUAGCGACCGCAUCUCGCUGCACCGCCGCCUGCCGGAGCGCUGGAACCCGCUGUGCAAAGAGAAGAAAUACGAUUAUGAACAUUUGCCCACAACUUCUGUUAUCAUAGCAUUUUAUAAUGAAGCCUGGUCAACUCUGCUUCGAACAGUUUACAGUGUCCUUGAGACGUCCCCAGACAUCCUGCUAGAAGAAGUUAUCCUCGUAGAUGACUACAGCAAUAGAGAUCACCUGAAGGAACGACUAGCCAAAGAGCUGUCACGGCUGCCCAAGGUGCGCCUGAUCCGUGCCAACAAGAGGGAGGGCCUGGUGCGCGCCCGGCUGCUGGGUGCUUCCGCGGCGAAGGGCGAAGUGCUGACCUUCCUGGACUGCCACUGUGAGUGCCACGAGGGAUGGUUGGAGCCACUGCUGCAGAGGAUCCACGAAGAGGAGUCUGCAGUUGUGUGCCCUGUGAUUGAUGUGAUUGAUUGGAACACCUUUGAGUACCUGGGGAACUCUGGGGAGCCCCAGAUCGGCGGUUUCGAUUGGAGGCUGGUGUUCACGUGGCACGUGGUUCCCAAGAGGGAGAAGACGCGGAUGCGGUCCCCCAUUGAUGUCAUCAGGUCUCCAACAAUGGCUGGUGGGCUGUUUGCUGUGAGUAAGAAAUAUUUUGAAUAUCUGGGGUCUUAUGAUACAGGAAUGGAAGUUUGGGGCGGAGAAAACCUCGAAUUCUCCUUUAGGAUCUGGCAGUGCGGUGGGACCCUGGAGAUACACCCGUGUUCUCACGUUGGCCACGUUUUCCCCAAGCAAGCUCCCUACUCCCGCAAAAAGGCUUUGGCCAACAGCGUCCGUGCAGCUGAAGUGUGGAUGGAUGAAUUUAAGGAGAUCUACUACCAUCGAAACCCCCAUGCCCGCUUGGAGCCCUUUGGGGACGUGACAGAGAGGAGGCAGCUCCGUGCCAAGCUCCAGUGUAAGGACUUCAAGUGGUUCUUGGAGACUGUGUAUCCAGAGCUGCACGUGCCGGAAGACAGGCCUGGUUUCUUCGGGAUGCUCCAGAACAAAGGGCUAGAAGAUCACUGCUUUGACUAUAACCCUCCCAAUGAACACGACAUCACGGGACACCAGGUCGUUCUGUAUCUCUGUCAUGGGAUGGGUCAGAACCAGUUUUUCGAGUACACGUCCCAGAAUGAAAUUCGCUACAACACCCACCAGCCAGAGGCCUGUGUAGCUGUCCAGGCAGGAACGGAUAUUCUCACCAUGCACCUCUGUGAGGAAAAGGCCCCAGAGAACCAGAAAUUCAUCUUGCAGGAGGAUGGUUCUUUAUUUCACGUACAGUCCAAGAAAUGUGUUCAGGCUGAGAGGAAGGCAUUCAGUGACAGUUUUGUACCACUCUUGCGCGACUGCACCUAUUCGGAACAUCAGAAAUGGUUCUUCAAGGAACGCAUGCUAUAAAGUGUCACUGUACCAAGGAGCCCAUCAGAGGAGAUGGGGGACCCCUGGACUCUGUGUCCAACAGAGAUGUAGCUAAGUUCUGUGACAGUCUCACCAAAAACUUGGCUACUCUGCUUCAUAAGGAAAUCAUUGUGCAGUUUGUGAAAGUGAUGUUAGAUUUAAUAGAAUGUGACUAAGCUUUGUACUGAUUUUGAAAACUUUAAAAUUGCUCCCAAAAACCCUAUUUUUAAAGGAUAAUGAUAAAAUAUUAACCCUUGGUAUUCAGAGAGUUAAAAACCUUUAAAUAUUUUUCUAUCAAGAUGUAUAUUCCACUGUCACGCCUUUUUAUUCCCCGUGGCAAAAAAGUAAGUAUUUUAUUUCGGUAUCGGCAAGGAUUUCCAGGUAUGAAGAUGUUUGUAUAUGUGGCAAUUAGACUUAUGUAAUAAACUUUUUUUUAUUUGCAUAAACUGAUAAUACUUCAAACGUUGAGUUAGGUUUUUCUCACUGUGGACAGAUGGACGGUGGGAACACUGUACUGAUUUCUUCAGAUCAUUGAGAUAAUCUAGAUUGAUUUAAUAAAGAAUGCCAUUUGAUUACGUGUUAGGACCAUAGUCAAACCUCCAAAGUUUAUGUUAGCCAUAGAGGACUAACCAAAGCUGAAAUCUACAAGGAGCAACUUGAUGUACUGGGCUAACAUAAACUUCUACCACAAGGGGUGGACUUCGGCGACACCCAGAUGUGGUGUUGGCUGGCUACUUUUAGUAAUUACCACUGGAACUUUAAAAUUUGUUUAUAUCAUUUUUAAUUUUUAUCACACAUUGGUGUCAGAGAGAAAUUUAAUGUUCUAUAUUAAAUUCAGUUUUCAAGUGUAUUCAUUCAUAAUAUUUGGUCAUUUAAUUCCUUUUGAGCUGUAGCAGCUGCUGCGAAAUUUUGUCCUGGUAAUUCUGGUUUGUGAAAGAUUCCCGAUCCAUUUCUGAGAUCUUGUCAACGUGAGGAAGUCAAUAUGAAUGAUUAAAAAAAAAUGUGUGAGAGCAUUGCAGAUCUCUGUUUUUGCAGCCGAUCAGAUGUGAGAGAUGAAGACACAUGUGCGAUUGAUUUAAAAGUGUCACCUUGUGUCUCACGCUCUUUUUUACACAGUCCCCUCUCUGAUGGAUCUAGUUUAACAAUUACCCAGAAAGAACUCCAGUUGACCUGGCUUGGGUCAAUCUGAUGUAUUUUAAUCACUUUGAAUUUCAGUUUCUUCAUCUGUAAAAUGGGAAUGAUGAAACCAGGCUCGUGCACUAGGUGUAAGGGUUAGAUAACAUAGAGCAGGUGAGGGCUUAGCUUCCUUAGUCCUUGGCAUCCAGUAUGGGUUCAUUCAAUUUCCGUUUUCAUAAAUGCACUUUAUAAAAUAUGAAACAUAAUAAACUUCAGUGGGUGUUUAUUCAAAACUAAAUAUUAAAUGAUUUAGUUAUUUUAUCGUUAUGGGAUUAAACAGUUCCUCAGCAGGUAGGAAUAUGGUAUGAACCCCUUCUAGCACAGCUCAGUUCCCUCCUAAAUGUAAGGCACUGUGGGGCCAAACCUUCCCCUCCCCGUCAUGGUAACCUAUAAAGCAGGCAAGAUGCCCUGCUCAACCUGUAAUAAAGGUAAGAAUCCUGCCUGCCUCCUGCCACCCUUUCUGCAGUGUCAGUCUGAGCUCCAUGAAGGGGUGUCAGCCCUUCCCAGGCAGACAGAAGAUGAACGCUGACCAAAUCCAUAAUGAGUGCAGGGAGGCGACAUGUGCACUUUCAUCUGCGUUCACCGGGCACUGCAGUCAGUUACCUUUGCUUGGGAAGUCAUCUGUCUUACUCCUGCCAUCAGUGUAUAUCUGGUCAUUUUUAGGAUAGAAAAAAUGAAAAUAUUUGGGUGGGAGGAGGGGAGUAUCAAGGGAUAUAUUAUCAGAGACUGGGAAGCAAUUUGCAAUAUUUUGAGGAAGCUUUCCCUUCUCUUAUGGGUGAGGCGUCUGAGCCUGGGUGGGUCCCCACCUGUCCCACUGGAAGGUGUGAAUUGGCCUUCUGUUCUGGUCACCAGUAUGAUUAUUACAUCAGAAGCAAUGUAGACAAUGCAGGUGCAUCUCAAACUCAAGUUCAGGGCUUCCCACACCUGUCAUCAGAUACCUACUUACUAUUUCAGAAGGCUCCCUUUUGAAAACUUGUAAAAUGCUCCUUAUAUGUCAGUUGGAAAGGAUUUGUUUUAUUUAUAUGACUCAAUCCUGGAUUUCUUUAUGGGUUGAGUAUGUGAGAAACUUAAAUUUCCUGCACUAACUAGCUGCCUUUUUCUCCUAUUUAAGCCGUGCUUUUCACACUUUAAUGUGUAUGAAAUCACCUGGCAUCAUUUUUUAGAUACAUUUUAUAUACGUUAUUUAUUGCAAGAAUAUUAAUAACUAAUAAUAACACCAGGAAGGAAAAAUAAAACUACUAACUAGAAAUUAAAUAAUUUUUUAAAGCAAAACUUAAAACCAAAUUGAGGAAUUAUCUAGAAAAUAUCUAAGGAAUGCUGCUUAAACACUGCUGGCAGGAAAAUGCACACACUUUAUGCCUGCAAGAAGUAAAAAAACAAAUUCAGCAUACAAAUUCAGCAUACAAUACAAAGAGUUAGAAAGAAAAUAAAUGAAAUCAACUUUAGAGAAGCAAAAGAAACUAAAUUUUAAAAUAUCACAGCAGACAUUAAUGAUUUAGACAAAAAAUAGUUGUAGAACUAAUGACAAUGAAAGCAGUGCUAUGAGAACAAAUAAUGAAAUAAUGAAGGGGAAAGCACAAAUUUAUAAGAUAUGAAUGAGGAAAUAACUACAAAUACAAAUAAUAGGAAUCUCAAUUGUGUUUAACUCUGUUAAAAUAAAUUUGAAAAUUAAGAUGAAAUGGAAAUCUUUGGAAGCUAUAGGAAACCGUAAGAGCUAUAAAUAGAAAUUAACAGAUUGCCAUGGAAAAAAAUAGAGGAAAUUGUUGAAGCAUAAUCACCCCUAAGAAACAACUUGCUAGGCCUAUAGUUUUGUAGGUGAAUUCUACCUAAAAUUCAAAGAUCAGAUAUUUCCAAUACUCCAGAGCAUAGUAAAAAUUAAUACUUCCAACUAUUUUAUAAAAUGUUCAAGUCAUUGCUUAUAAAACCUGCCAAUUAUAUAAAAACUUUUAUAUACCAAUUGCACUUAUAAUAUUGCUUCAAAUAUAGUAAACAUUAUAAAAAUAAAUGCUGUAGUAUAUA
Hipposideros armiger (great roundleaf bat) is the source of this 4935-nucleotide messenger RNA. It is a transcript of the gene GALNT12, whose product is annotated as polypeptide N-acetylgalactosaminyltransferase 12. Gene Ontology annotation, cellular component: Golgi apparatus. Gene Ontology annotation, molecular function: polypeptide N-acetylgalactosaminyltransferase activity. Lineage: Eukaryota; Metazoa; Chordata; Mammalia; Chiroptera; Hipposideridae. Bases 1 to 1740 code for a protein of 579 amino acids. The record is from RefSeq and is a predicted model, not a curated record. Gene Ontology annotation, biological process: protein O-linked glycosylation. The transcript has 10 exons.